Molecule: messenger RNA, 3461 nt
Organism: Anarrhichthys ocellatus (wolf-eel)
Lineage: Eukaryota; Metazoa; Chordata; Actinopteri; Perciformes; Anarhichadidae
Exons: 13
Coding region: 31-3117 (1028 amino acids)
Cellular component (GO): cytoskeleton
Molecular function (GO): actin binding
Source: RefSeq, a predicted model, not a curated record
CAGGUUGCCAGGACCAUCGGACUGCGUGAGAUGUGGUACUUUGGGCUUCAGUUUGUCGACUCCAAAGGAUUCAUCACCUGGCUGAACUCUGAGAAGAAGGUGAUGGUCCAGGAUGUGAGGAAGGAGACUCCCCUGCUGUUCAAGCUGAGGGCCAAGUUUUACCCAGAGGACGUGACCGAGGAGCUGAUCCAGGACGUCACCCGCAGGCUUUUCUUCUUGCAGGUGAAGGAGGACGUUCUGGGGGAGGAGAUCUACUGCCCUCCAGAGUCCGCUGUGCUGCUGGCCUCUUACGCCGUCCAGUCCAAGUACGGAGAGCAGGACAAGUCGGCGCUUAAGCCCGGCUACCUGUCCUCCGAGCGCCUGCUGCCCAAGAGAGUGCUGGAACAACACAAGCUGUCCAAGGAGCAGUGGGAGGAGAGGAUCCAGGUUUGGCACGAGGAGCACAGAUUGAUGCUGAAGGAAGAGUCCAUGAUUGAGUACCUGAAGAUCGCUCAGGACCUGGAAAUGUACGGCGUCAACUACUUUGAGAUCAAGAACAAGAACGGCUCAGACCUGUGGCUGGGAGUCGACGCUCUGGGACUGAACAUCUAUGAGAAGGACGACAAACUUUCUCCAAAGAUUGGAUUCCCCUGGAGUGAAAUAAGAAGAAUUUCUUUCAACGAGAAGAAAUUCAUCAUCAAGCCCAUAGAUAAGAAAGCUCCUGAUUUUCUGUUCUACGCUCCACGACUGCGAGUCAACAAGCGCAUCCUGCAGCUGUGCAUGGGCAACCAUGAGCUGUACAUGCGCCGCCGCAAGACCGACACCAUCGAGGUUCAGCAGAUGAAGGCUCAGGCCAAAGAGGAGAGGCUGCACAAGAAGAUGGAGAGGGAUCAGCUGGAGAGUGAGAAGAAGAAGAGGGCGGCCAUGGAGAAAGAGAAGGACGAGAUGGAGAGAGAGAAGCAGGCGCUGAUGAUGAAGCUCUACCAGUUUGAAGAGACAACCAAGAGAGCAGAGAGAGAGCUUCAGGAGCAGCUGGACAGGGCCAUGAGGCUGGAGGAGGAGAGGAGGAGGGUGGAGCAGGAGGCGGCCCGGCUGGAGGCUGAGAGGAUGGAGGCCAUAAUAGCCAAGGAGGAGUUGGUCAGGCAAGCUGAGGACCAGAUAAAGAGCCAGGAGCAGCUGCUGAAGGGUAAGUGUGUGUAUGAUGUGAAGACGAUAGUGCAGAGCAUCACACAAGGAGCCAGAAAUGAGCUGGAGAGGCUUCGCGCCAUCUGGGUCUGGCUGUGCGACAACAUCGAGUACGAUGUGAGCGGGUACCUCGGCCGCUCAAAGAUGCUGUGCUCUCCGGAGGAGGUGAUAGCUGCAGGUCGGGGCGUGUGCUGUGGCUACUCCAGCCUCUGUAGAGAGAUGUGCAGAGCGGUGGGCAUUGAGUGCCAAGAAGUGCCGGGCCACAGUAAGGGCGUCGGGUACCUUCAGGGCCAGAGCCUCAAGAAUGUGAAAUCCGACCACAUGUGGAACUCUGUGCUUCUGGGAGGACAGUGGUUCCUAUUGGACGCCUGCUGGGGAGCCGGACAUACAGAUAUGCAACACGAAAGCUUCAUCAAAAGGUUAGACGAUUUCUAUUUCCUGACGGACCCAGAGGAGUUCAUAGAAUCACACUUCCCCGAUGAGGAGAAGUGGCAGCUCCUGGACCCGCCCAUCCCCCUGGAGGAGUUCGAGAGGAGGGUCCUCAAGACCUCAGACUUCUUCACCAUGGGGCUCCGGCUGAUUCAGCCUCACCACUUCCACAUCGUCACAGAUGAUGGCGAGGCAAACGUGUCCCUGAGCUUCUCCAGGCCAGCGACUUUUACCUAUAAGAUCACACAGCACCAGGACCUUCUACAUCGUGGAGCUCCAAAGCAGAAAGACUACAGCAACUCCUCCUUCGGCCUCAUGACGGUUUCCCAUCGGAGCAUGAAUCUGCAGCUGCUGCCGCCCGCGAGCGGCGUGUACGACGUCGAGGUGUUUGCCGGGCCUUUGGCCACCACGUCUCUGAGUUUGGUCUGCUCCUUCAGGGUGGAGUGUCCGAUCCCCAGGGCCAUGGAGGAGAUCCCAGAGAACCCUUCCAUGUGUUGGGGCCUGCAGCCCGUUGCCGAAUCUCUGGGCAUCGCGGGCAGCAGCCAGGGCAGCAGCCAGGGCAGCAAGGCCGCCGAGGCGGUAGAAGGCGUCUUCGAGUUGGCGUUGAAGACGUCCAGGCCUCUGAUGGUGGUGUGUGAGCUGGUCCACCCAGGGCUGAAAGCUGCUGUGGCCAAGCGCUGCCUGGCUACACAGAUCCAACCGGAUGUCCUGACCUGCCACGUCCUGUGCCCCCUGCGCGGCUUCUACCGGCUGUCGGUGUUUGUGCGAGACUACGAGAAAACAGAAGACGAGCUCCAGAACGCUGGAAACUUCCUGUUGCACUGCAAAGGGAAGGUGGUCGGACCGGAUGAGCUCUACCCUCCUAACCUGAGCUCGGAGUGCGGGCCAGGGACCCGCACGUUAGAGGCGGGGCUGUCCAAAUUCAGCCACACGACAGCGCUGGUGAGCACCCAGCAGGGCAAGUGGAACGUCACCUUCCACAACCAGCGGGACCUCGAGAUUCACACUGUGCUCAGCAGAGAGGAGAACAAACCGGCAGCCAUCCCGCUGUCACGGCGGCUCUUUUGCACGUACACGGACAGCAAGGUGACGGUGAGCGUCAGCCUGCCCGACGCCGGGGUGUAUCGGCUGGGCCUGUACGCCAAAAUCACCCCUGGUAGAACUUUCAGCCCCAUGUGUGACUUUGUUCUGAAAAACAGCUGCGAUCAGCCGGGGCCUCCGUUCCCCGGCUUCGACUCCGCCUGGAGGAAAGGUUGCAUGCUCUUUGAGCCUCUCGUGGGGCUGCUGGAGCCCCUGGCGUGGGUCCGCUUCAGGGUGAGGGUCCCCGGGGCCCAGAGGGUCGUGACCAUGAUAGGAGAGACGUGGACUGAUCUGAAACUGAAUAAGAGCAGAGUCUGGGAGGGCGAGGUCUUCAGUGGAAACGGUCUCCAACCUCUGACACUGGCCGCCGCCGCCUCGGGAGACUCCAGUCACGUGGAUGUUUUAUUGACCUUUGACAUCAAGCAGCUGGAGGGUAAAGUGUGAUGGUUCUCUGAACACAGCUGCGUAAUAAAGUUAUUGAUACGGAUUUAUGUAAAUCACAUCCAAACUGUGAGCCACAAUCAUUCAGGUUUAACUGCAUCAACACAAUAUGUUGCUGUGAAUGUGUCAAUUUGUAGCAAUGAAGUGAUAAAAAUGCAAUACCAAACUUACCUGGCAAUUGUUUGGGAUUUUUUUGAAAGCUAUUAUUUGAUCCAGGUAGUAUUCAGUGGUGCUCAGCAGUGAUGUCAUACAGAUAGAGUGCAUUUGUGCAUUAUUAUGAUGUUUUAAGAAAUAAACCUGCAUUAUGAAAUGAUGGUUGUCAAAAAAGCAAUAAACAUAUACUGUGA